GACCAACUGGAGCUGGGAAACCCACCCAAAGGCAAUUAAGGGUAAAGGACGACAAAAAUAUUUGAUAAACUUUUUUUCCUCUCUCUGUCUUGAACGGGGAAGAAGAGGGAGAAGCCGCAGGGAUGGCGAUGGAGCUAGAAUGAAAGAGCCGACUCUAUCUCGGGAGUAUGUUUCGGAAAAGACUGUGAGGUAUCCCGAGCGAAGAUUUAAUUUGGACCGCAAGGCAUCAAGUCUGAAAAAGUUGCUAAAGAUCUGAGCAAGAAGCAGCCCUCAUCGUGUGGAAACAGCGUGGAAAAGUUGCUGAAGUGACACCGAAACCCUCCAAGAGCAGGGAUAUUUGCGCAAUGACACGCACAUAGGAGAAAGUUUUGGGAAUAUCUCCGGGAAAGUUUUUUUCAGGCGCACUAAAGACAGUUAAAGUCGCCGUAGCUACUUGAUACAGGGAGAUAAGAUUGUAUCACUGUAUCUGUAUCCUGUCCUUGCUGCCGGAGGGCGAUGGGGGCCGCGCCGGGCUCGGGCUGGGAGGAAGGCGAGUUCGAGUUCAAGUUGGUGUUUGAGGAGGACCCGCCGCCGAGGCAGAGCCAGGGGCCAUCCCCGGUGCGCACAGCCGAGCCGGAGAGCUCCGGUCCCGGGGAGGAAAGUGAGGGCGCCCUGCUGCACCUGGACUCCUCCGGCGGCAGCAGCCUGGUUACAGACAACCACUUGGCUGCCACUCAUGCAGGACACUCCAUCAGCAUUCCCAGCCCGCCAUCCUCAGCCAGUCAGCGGGCUGGGAUGCAUUCCCCGCCUCCACGACGGGCCCCGGCCAGAGAGUUCAGCGGGACCUAUGAGAGCCUGCCAGCGCGCUCUGUGCAGGUUUCAGAGUCUCGUGUGGUCGAGUGUCCCAGCAUCCAGAUAACCACCAUCUCCCCUGAGGACGACUCAGCACCCACCAUUUCCAGCUACUGGGACAUGGGAGGUGGGGGUGGGUGGGACCGAGAGCGCCUCUACCUCCCCCUGCUGGAUCCCUUUACCUACCGUGACAGAUGCCCCGGCUCCCUCAGUCCCAGUCCUGCCUCCAGCCCCUCCUCCCGCGGCUGGCUGAGUCCCGCCUCCAGCUGCGACUCCCUCCUGGUGGAGGAGGAGGAGCUCAACGAGGCCGCCAUCAAUUUUGGGCUUUCGCCGUCAUCAAGGCCCACUUCCCCCGGAGGUAAAAAGCGCAGAAACUCCCCCCUGGCCUCCCCCUGUACCUCUCGGAGGGGCAGUUACUCAGAUGAACUGCUGGGGUGCAACCUGGAGGGUGGAGACUCCACCCCUCAGUCACAAGCUCCACCUAGCAGCUGCGAGCUCAGCAUCCCACAGAAAACCAGGAAGACAUCUUUGGAACAGUUGUCUCCCAGGGAGGUGGAUCAGGAGCAGGCUCCAGGCCACAGCUCCCCCUGCCCCCUGCCAGAGACCCAGCAGACCAGGAGAGAGCCCCCCUCACCGGUCAUGGACUACCUCUCUGUGCCCCCCGCUCUGGCGUGGGGCAGGACCCGAGCCAGCGCCCACAGCCCUCUGUUCAGGUCUAAUGCUCUGCCGCCACUCGACUGGCCGCUGCCGUCCCAGUUUGACCAGUAUGAGCUGCGGAUUGAGGUGCAACCCCGCCCACACCACAGAGCCCACUAUGAGACAGAGGGCAGCAGAGGAGCCGUCAAGGCCGCGCCGACGGGACAUCCUGUCGUCAAGCUGUGUGGAUACUCAGAGAGGAAACCACUCUCACUUCAGGUUUUCGUAGGAACAGCUGACGACAGAUCCAUCAGACCACAUCCGUUCUAUCAGAUACACAGGGUGACAGGGAAGAUGGUGGGUACUGCCAGUCAUGAGAGCGUUCAGGCUGGGACCAAACUGCUGGACAUCCCCCUCAGCCCAGAGAACAACAUGACUGCACUCAUCGACUGUGCUGGGAUCCUGAAGCUGAGGAACUCGGACAUCGAGUUGAGAAAAGGAGAAACGGAUGUUGGCAGGAAGAACACACGUGUUCGUUUGGUGUUUCGUACCCACCUCCCUCUAGCGCCCCCUGUAGCCCCGCCUGGCCGGGUCCUGGCUCUGCAGGUCGCCUCGCUGCCCAUCGAAUGCUCCCAGCGUUCGGCCCAGGAGCUGCCUGUUAUCGAGUCCGUCAGUCUCACUUCCUGCUCUGUGGAGGGCGGAGAGGAACUUCUGCUGAGUGGCACCAACUUCCUGCCAAUCUCCAGAGUCCUUUUUAUGGAGAGAGGGACAGAUGGUAAAUUACAGUGGGAGGAGGAGGCUCAUGUCGACCGUGAUAACAGCAAUGAGUGUUUGCUGUGUGUGAGAGUUCCUGCCUACAGUGACCUGUCUGUCAGUCGGCCUGUGUCAGUUAGUCUUUAUGUCUCCAACGGGAAGAGGAAAAGAAGCAGCACUCACUGCUUCAAAUAUCUCCCCAUUAUGUUUAAAGAGGAGGACCCUCUGCUGUCCCGGCCUUCUGUGCUGCCUCUGGACAGGGGGACUGUGUGUCCUGUGGGUGGUCAACCCAGGAUGGACAGAGGCUUCCAUGUGAGAGGUGACCCAAUGGCUGAUGACCGAGGCAUUGGUUUCCACCUGCCCCCUUACCCCUCCACCUACUCUCCACCCUGCCCCACCAUGAGCUACCAGGACGAGUACUGCUCUAAACCCGAUGCUGCGGUGGAGGAGCCCGGCGGGUCCAGAGCAGCCCUGUCCGAGCGUCACCCCAGCUUCGAGAACCUGGAGCUGGGCUUCACCGAGCUCCUCCCCCCUCUGUACCCCCGUGGCCCGCAGCCUCCAUCCCCUUCCCCUUCUCCGUGGUUGGACUCACCCUACCUGUCCUCCUCACCCUCUCCCUCCCACUCCUCCUCUCUCAGCCCGUUCCCUGCCGGCAGUCCUAUCUCGACCUCCCCCCUGCCUCCCAUCCCUACCUCUCCUUACCCCCAGUACUCUGCUUAUCCUCAGGAGGUGUGUCCCUCCCCUCCCUCCAACCCAAGCCCCUAUCAGGACAUCUGCCCGGCACCUUACUCCCAUUAUGAGGGCUGGGACCCCCAGGGAAGGGUGCUGGGGAUGGGACAUGGGGGAGAGAGGGAUGCCAAGAUCCAGGAGUGCCCCUUGGAGUUUACCAGCUCAGUGUCUAUGCACCACAUUACCUUUGAGGAAGUAUCAGAGUUCAUUGGAGAGGACAUCCAGUCUUACCAGUCAGACUCACACAUGGACAACCAGCCAAACUGAGCUCAGAGCAGCCGUUUGAUAUUCAGCAUCCUUUUAAAUCCCAUAUGCACUUGGUAUUAAGAUGCCUCUCUCCAGUUACAUGUGAUAUUGACAGGGGAUUUUUGAUUACCAGGACACUGUUGUAAUUAUGGUCACAGGUAACUGCUACGGUUUUAUAAAGGGAAACUAAUGUUUUUAACAUGUUUUCAAUAUAAAUUAUACAAGAAA
Messenger RNA from Lates calcarifer (barramundi perch), 3423 nucleotides. RefSeq names its product nuclear factor of activated T cells 4 (gene nfatc4). Bases 496 to 3216 code for a protein of 906 amino acids. The record is from RefSeq and is a predicted model, not a curated record. Gene Ontology annotation, molecular function: transcription factor binding; RNA polymerase II cis-regulatory region sequence-specific DNA binding; DNA-binding transcription factor activity, RNA polymerase II-specific. Gene Ontology annotation, biological process: regulation of transcription by RNA polymerase II; calcineurin-NFAT signaling cascade; cytokine production. Gene Ontology annotation, cellular component: transcription regulator complex. NCBI's taxonomy places the organism in Eukaryota, Metazoa, Chordata, Actinopteri, Centropomidae. The transcript has 13 exons.